GGGGGCGCGGGGUCCCCGGGUCGACGCCGCCCGCCUGACGCUCCCCACCCCGCAGCGGCCUUAAUCGUGCGCGACCAGACCGAGCUGCGGCUCUGCGAGCGCUCCGGGCAGCGCACGGCCAGCGUCCUGUGGCCGUGGAUGAACCGCAACGCCCGCGUGGCCGACCUCGUGCGCAUCCUCACGCACCUGCAGCUGCUCCGCGCGCGAGACAUCAUCACGGCCUGGCACCCUCCCGUCCCCGUCCUGCCCCCCAGCGCCACCACCCCGGCCCUGGGGCCCAGCAGCAUCUCUGCCCCCUCCGAGGCCAGGAGCCCCAGGAAGUGGCAGCCCUCAGCCUCUACUCUUCUCUCCCCAGCUUUUCCAGGCUCCCAGAGCCCACCUGGCCCCGAGUUGGACCCCACAGCACACCCAGCUGCUGUACGGCCAGCACUGCCAACUCCAGCCCCUUCCUCCACCGAGCCGAGCCUGGAGAGCCCACUGGCCGUGCUGCAGGGGGCCCACCCCGCCCCGUUCUGCUGGCCCCUCCCGGAGGUUGCCCAGGGCACUCGCAACUUCUCUGAGGAGCUCAAGGUCGGCGAGGGUGGCUUUGGCUGCGUAUACCGGGCUGUGAUGAGGAACACGGUGUACGCUGUGAAGAGGCUGAAGCAGGACGCCAACCUGGAGUGGAGCGCCGUGAAGCAGAGCUUCCUGACCGAGGUGGAACAGCUGUCCCGGUUUCGUCACCCGAACAUUGUGGACUUUGCCGGCUACUGCGCUCAGAGUGGUCUUUACUGUCUGGUCUACAGCUUCCUGCCCAAUGGCUCCCUGGAGGACUGCCUCCACUUGCAGAAGGACCUGGUUGAAGAGGAGGCGGAGGAGGCCGGAGUGGCCCUGAGGGGCGCCCAUAGCACAGCUCAGGCAGCUGUGGCCUCAGAUGCCUGGGCAGCCCCAAUCGCCACCCAGAUCUUCAGGAAACACCUGGACCCCAGGCCUGGGCCCUGUCCCCCGGAGCUGGGCCUGCCCCUGGGCCGGCUGGCCUGCUGCUGCCUGCACCGCCGGGCCAAGAGGAGGCCGCCCAUGACCCAGAGAGGCCUCAACCAGCCGGUGGAGAGUGACGAGAGUGUGUCUGGCCUCUCUGGUGCCCUGUGCUCUUGGCACUUGACCCCCAGCCUCCCCCCAGGCCCAGCCCACCCAGGCAGCUCCGGGCAAGGGGCUGUCACUUGGACCCCGGCACCACUCGGGCUGACUGACUGCGAUCAGGCAGGGGGCGCCACCCGAGAGAGCUGGGAGAGCAGUCCAGGCUCCUGGCCCACAGCCCUGGAAGGGUCGCCGCUGAGUAGCACGGCCUCGUCGGCGCCACCACAGAUUGUCAUCAACGCGGCGCGACAGAAGAUGGUGCGGAAGCUGGCGCUGUACGCGGACGGGGUGCUGGACAGCCUGCAGCUCCUGUCCUCGGGCUCCCUCCCAGGCCUGGGCCUGGGCCCUGCGGACAGGCAGGGGCCUGAAGAGAGCGAUGAGUCUCAGAGCUGA
Molecule: messenger RNA, 1509 nt
Organism: Orycteropus afer afer
Lineage: Eukaryota; Metazoa; Chordata; Mammalia; Tubulidentata; Orycteropodidae
Product: interleukin-1 receptor-associated kinase 1-like
Biological process (GO): intracellular signal transduction; interleukin-1-mediated signaling pathway; protein phosphorylation
Cellular component (GO): plasma membrane; nucleus; cytoplasm
Molecular function (GO): protein kinase activity; ATP binding; protein binding
Source: RefSeq, a predicted model, not a curated record